GGGGAGGGCGGGGGGCGGCGGCGCGCAUGCUCGGCGGCGCCCGCCCCGCCGGCACCGGAGGGAGGUGGAGGCACCGGAGGGGCGGCACCGGUGGAGGGGGGGAUCGGCGCGAGGAUGCUGUCGCCGCACCCCCCGGCAUCCCCCGACGGGCGACGCUCGAGGAGCGGCGCCUGGGGUGGGCCGUAGGCACGGGCACAUCCCUGGCGCUGUCGUCGCUGCUGUCGCUGCUGCUGUUCGCCGGGAUGCAGAUGUACAGCCGGCAGCUGGCCUCCACCGAGUGGCUCACGAUCCAGGGCGGGCUGCUGGGCUCCGCGCUCUUCGUCUGCUCCCUCACGGCCUUCAACAACCUGGAGAACCUCAUCUUUGGGAAGGGCUUCCAGGCCAAGAUAUUUCCUGAGAUCCUCACCUGCCUCUUGCUGGCCCUGUUCGCCUCUGGCCUCAUCCACCGGGUCUGUGUGACCACCUGCCUCAUCUUUUCCAUGGUCGGUCUCUACUACAUCAACAAGAUCUCCUCCACUCUUUACCAGUCCACAGCGCCCGUCACUGCUCCUGCCAAGGCUGUCGGCAAGGGCAGGAAGAGAAAUUGAUGUCCUGCUGCCCCUUCCUGGGGCAGCCCCCUCCCUGUGGCCGAUCCGGGACACCCCCCUGCCCAAUAAAGCCAUUUCUUUGUA
Prinia subflava (tawny-flanked prinia) is the source of this 671-nucleotide messenger RNA. It is a transcript of the gene KRTCAP2, whose product is annotated as keratinocyte associated protein 2. Lineage: Eukaryota; Metazoa; Chordata; Aves; Passeriformes; Cisticolidae. The record is from RefSeq and is a predicted model, not a curated record. The coding region runs from base 27 to 587 and encodes 186 amino acids. The transcript has 5 exons.